AUGUUCGGAACUGUGAAAGGAUGGGCUUAUCCAUCACGAAAAGGCGGACGAAGUGUGAGAUGUCAAGAGUGUGAAUGUCUCUUCACCCCGCAAGACUUCGUUGCCCAUUCCCACAGCGACAAAAACGAGUCCCAGAGAACAGUGCAUUGGGGAUUCGAUCCUUCAAAUUGGCGCCUCAUGUUGGAACUGGCCAAACCCUCCUCUGACAACAGCGUUAGCAAAGAACGAUGGAAAGAAUUUAUUGAUGAACCUACUAUUCAGUCAUGUGGUGCCUCUGAAAAUUUCGAAGAAUAUCCUGUCAACAAGGCAAAGCGAACGUUCACUGAUCAAUCAUUGGAGGUCCCAACCAAAGUCGCUCGAAAUGAUGACGUCACAGAAACAGAUAAAAUUGAAAAGCCACUACCUCUCUUCUCGGACCCAUCGAAUUUGUCCAAGUUGUAUCUACGUGACAAUAUGAAUAGACUUUUCGGUACCAAACCGGUUGAUCCCCUCGGACUUCUUGGCGAUAUAAUGCAGAAAGAAGCUGCUUUCAAAGUUAAGUCGUUGGCGGCGAUCAAAGAGCAACCUUCUGGAAUCGACCUCUUGUUACCUCUCAGCCAACAAACCAAUUCUGUUGUUCCACAUCCCGAUACCUUCAAGACAGCGGGCGAAUCAGCGAAGGAGCUACGGUCGAAUUGUGAUCAAUUAGAAGCCCUGGAAUCUCUCCUGAGUCAAACGUCGGGCAUUAGUCCCACCAUAACGAAUACUCUACGUGAGAUUCGAACGUCACUCACGAAGGGCACUAUGGUCGAGUACGAGCGAUUGCGGCAUGCAUACGAGUUCCUGUUCACCUUGUACCGGCAAAUGUGUGAUCCAAUUGGCUGUAUGACCGACCCCGUAAUGCAGCCGUGUCUUGCAAAAUUACAAGCUGAUCAAGCACCUCUGGGUACGAUGACCGAUUCGAGCGAUUCUUUACGGGUACAAACUCUUGCCGAUUUAGCGCAGGAACAAGCUAAAUUAGGCGUCGUUAAAUCAGUUCAGCAGCGUUCCAAAGGCGAUGAUGCCGUUGCAACCUUUCCCUACCUUGUCGGCACCUGCUGA
Messenger RNA from Cooperia oncophora, 1080 nucleotides. The record is from the annotation of a GenBank genome assembly. Lineage: Eukaryota; Metazoa; Nematoda; Chromadorea; Rhabditida; Trichostrongylidae.